Molecule: messenger RNA, 1005 nt
Organism: Suillus plorans
Lineage: Eukaryota; Fungi; Basidiomycota; Agaricomycetes; Boletales; Suillaceae
Product: terpenoid synthase
Exons: 5
Coding region: 1-1005 (334 amino acids)
Source: RefSeq, a predicted model, not a curated record
AUGGAUGCUCGCACAAAGACGAUUUACCUCCCGGAUACCAUGACCAACUGGCCAUGGCCUCGCGCACUGGUUAACCCUCAUUACGAGGCUGUGAAAAUCGAAGCUGGUUUUUGGUUUCGUAGUUUCGAAACUUUGGGUCCAGGGUUAUUGAAAGCGUUCGACAAGUAUGAUUUAGAACAUCUUCGAGUCGGUUGCGAAGUACUGGAUGUGCAACUCGUUGUAGAUGAGGUCACCGAUAGAAGCACUGCAGCAGGUGCCGAAAGGAUAGUAGACAUCGUCAUCGAUGCCUUACACAAUCCUUACAAGAUACGACCAGAAGGUGAAUACAUCGUUGGAGAAAUGAUGCGACAAUGUUCGGCUCGUGCGAUGCAGACCAUAAGCACGACUUGUUACCCCCGCUUUAUUGAUAGCUUUACGACAUACCUUCGUGCAGUAGCUGUCGAGGCUAUUGACCGCGAACAAAGACAUUGUCUCGGUAUCGAUGAACAUUUCAAGUACCGACGGGAGACAGGUGGCAUGUUACCUUGGUUCGCACUAUGUGGAAUGGAGAUGAAUCUCCCUGAUGAAGUGUAUCACCAUCCCGCCAUCGUGGAUAUGCUUGAAUGUGCUGCAGAUUUGAUUACAGUCGACAAUGAUAUGGUCUCGUACAAUAAAGAACAAGCGGACGGGACCGACUAUAAUUCGUUGAUAACCGUUGUCAUGGUAGAGUUUGGCCUCGACAUAGGUAGUGCGAUGGGUUGGGCAGCCGCCUAUCACACCAAACUUGAGACAAGGUUUAUCAACGGUCUUGCGAACAUCCCUUCAUGGGGCCCUUCCACCGACAUCCUAGUCAAGGAAUACCUUGAUGGAGUAGGAAACUGGGUACGAGCAAAUUAUUGCUGGAGUUUCGAUGAUCAAAGGUAUUUUGGCACAAUGGCUGCGGAGAUACAGGAAAGUAGGCUCGUCCCAUUAUGGCCAAAGGUCCACAGCGAAGCCAGCAUCCUGGGUGGCGAAGGACCAUGCUGA